Molecule: messenger RNA, 1824 nt
Organism: Cladophialophora psammophila CBS 110553
Lineage: Eukaryota; Fungi; Ascomycota; Eurotiomycetes; Chaetothyriales; Herpotrichiellaceae
Exons: 3
Coding region: 1-1824 (607 amino acids)
Molecular function (GO): metal ion binding
Source: RefSeq, a predicted model, not a curated record
AUGACCACAGGCUCAACAUCUCAGCGGCCACUGCCUGACCUGCCAGUCUCUCGUCCCUCCGCUUGGCGCUCUGGCUCUGGCUCAGGAUCGGGCCACAAUGAGCCGAUGCUGGCUGCCAUUCCGCGAGACCGUGCUCUGCCCCUCCCCCUCCCCUCCGCCGAACAGACCACGGAAGAACGUAGGCGAAGCAUCGUCGCCCUUGACCGCAAGAGGAGGCUUACAAACCCAUCAACGUACGAAGAAGGCAGGAGAAGAACAAACAGUAAUGGCUUCUACGAUCGGAGACUGAACCAUAAUGCCUCCCGCAUGGAUGGACCGUCCUCUCCUCCCACUCCCCGGCGUCAUGCUUCAUCCGAUACCAAUAUCAAUCGAUCCAUUGUUGAGGUUAUAGAUCUCACAAGCUCAUCUCCUCCUUCGCCGCCGCCGCCACCACCACCACAGACACCUCGAGACAAUGGACUGAGCAGGUCCUCGUCAGGCAGUUCAAGACGAUAUAUGGUGCCGAGGUGGCAGCCUGAUUCAGAAGUCAACAAGUGCCCUAUCUGCAACCGGCCCUUUACUUGGAUGUUCAGACGCCAUCAUUGCCGAAAGUGUGGCAGGGUGGUCUGUAAUGACUGUUCGCCACAUCGAAUCACAAUCCCCCGGCAGUUUAUCGUCCAUCCGCCGGGACCUGAUGUGGUCGAUUCUCCUGUUAAUCCUGCAACCCACCGAUCAGAAUCACUAGAUUCCAAUGCGGAUGACAUUGACGACAAUCUAUUUCGAAACGCUCUGGGCUCCUAUUACUAUGAUGCACAACCUCAGCUGGAGGGUGGAGAGAAAGUGCGGCUCUGCAAUCCAUGUGUGCCCGAUCCUCAACCCGACCCCUUACCGAACUACCCUCCUCGUGUCUCCGAUUUCCCCUCCCGUGAAGCUCCGUGGGCUGCAGGAGCGCGCCAAAGCACAACUUUGAGCCAUGCAGUGACAUCUGAUACCAGACCGAGGGGUUAUUCUUCGGGGUUUUCGGGGUUCGGAGAUUAUUCAAGGAAUCCUGUAGUGGUGGGCAAUCCAUAUUCUCCUCAGCAGCAUCGGCCCACCGAAGCUCCUUAUAGCAAUCCAGAAAACAGAUCCGAUGCUUUGGGUUGGCUUGGUUCAUACCGAGGGCAACCAUCUCCUACCCGAUAUCCUUUGCAAGCAUCCUCAAUUUCUGCCGGGACAAAUCAGUUCCCUGGGCCUUCUUCUAGGGUACGUUCCCUAUCGCUUGACUACCCACCUCAUGACGGCCGAUUGACCUAUAACCGUCCCCGUGCAAGCUAUGCCGAAAGUAGACACCCGCGCGAUGAAUUAUUUGGCGUCACAUCGCAAUUGCGUCGACCUCUGCCUCGACCCUUGCAUGUACUUACCGAUAGCCCAUCGGCGCGACCACGAUUGAACGAAAACGAUAUAUGCCCAGUCUGUCGUCAUGCGUUACCCCCUCGCGGACCGAACGGCGACGAAACAGCCCGUGAAACACAUAUAAUGGAUUGCAUCAAUUCCCGUGAUCCGACUUACCAUGCGGAGACUAGCAAUGCGGUAGCAGCUGGAAGUACUGAAACAGGGGGCCCGGCGUCACAGUUGUACUCCCAAGCGCCACCUCAUCGACUACAAAUGCUCACCUUCACAGCCACCGAAAAAGACUGCGUCUCGCAAGAAGACGGCCAGGUCCAAGAGUGCUCCAUCUGUAUGGUCGAAUAUGAUGUUGGCGACGAGUUGGUCAGGUUGGAGUGCCUGUGUAAGUUCCACAGGAGUUGCAUUUUGGAAUGGCUGGGACGGAAGGCAGAAUGCCCGGUGCACAAACUUAUAGCAUGA